AUGUCGCCCAUGGCGUUCACUGGUACGGUGACCAAAGUCGGUUGCAUGAAUAAGACAGCGACUGUAACUGUCUCCCGAUUCGUGAUCCACAAAGUGACAGGAAAACGUAUCGAGAGAAGUACUAAAAUUCUGACUCAUGACGAGCGCAACAAACUCCGUCUGAACGACAGAGUGAUCAUCCGCAACUGUCCCCCCAUAUCCGCUCGCAAGCGCUUCAAACUGGAGAAGAUCAUCCAAAGUCCCGAGACAGAACGAGAAUUGGCCCAUUCGGCGUCAACGACGGAAAAUACGACACGCUAA
Messenger RNA from Pisolithus orientalis, 300 nucleotides. RefSeq lists its product as uncharacterized. Gene Ontology annotation, biological process: translation. The record is from RefSeq and is a predicted model, not a curated record. Gene Ontology annotation, molecular function: structural constituent of ribosome. Bases 1 to 300 code for a protein of 99 amino acids. Lineage: Eukaryota; Fungi; Basidiomycota; Agaricomycetes; Boletales; Pisolithaceae. The transcript is spliced from 3 exons. Gene Ontology annotation, cellular component: ribosome; mitochondrion.